AUGGAUCUAGAUCUUAUCAAGCUGGUGAACAAGCUGCAGGACACCUUCAGCAACCUCGGUACGACUAUAGGUGGGGAGCUGGAUAUGCCUCAAUUGGUUGUUGUUGGCAGUCAAUCGGCGGGAAAAUCCUCCGUUCUCGAGACAAUAGUGGGAAGGGAUUUUCUUCCUCGUGGCCAAGGGAUCGUCACACGCAGACCGCUGGUCCUCCAGCUCAUCCAUACACCCGCACCGGCUGAACCCUCACCAACCGCACCGCCGUAUACGGAAUGGGGCCAAUUUCUCCACAUCGACAAAAGAUUCACUGAUUUCAACGAAAUACGGAAGGAGAUUGAGCAGGAGACGUUCCGAGUGGCUGGACAGAACAAAGGUGUUAGCAAGCUGCCCAUAUCGCUCCGGAUAUACAGUCCAAAUGUUUUGGAUUUGACUUUGGUGGAUUUGCCUGGCCUAACAAAGAUUCCCGUAGGAGAUCAACCAAGUGACAUCGAGCGGCAAAUCCGCAAUUUAGUCCUUGACUAUAUUUCGAAACCCAACAGUGUCAUCCUUGCCGUCUCUGCCGCCAAUGUUGACAUUGCGAAUUCGGAAUCUUUGAAGCUUGCCCGCUCUAUAGACGCUCAGGGCCGACGAACGAUUGGUGUUUUGACUAAAUUGGAUCUCAUGGAUGCUGGUACUAACGCCUUGGAUAUUCUCACCGGGCGAGUGUAUCCUCUCAAGUUGGGUUUCAUUGGUGUAGUCAAUCGCAGUCAGCAAGACAUCAACUCGGAGAAGAGCAUGUCGGACGCUAGGGAAAGUGAGGAAGAAUUCUUCAAGAAUCACCAUGCGUAUAGGAAUAUAGCACACAAGAAUGGCACCAAGUAUCUUGCGAAGACCUUGAAUCAGGUCUUAAUGAAUCACAUCCGAGAUAAGCUUCCGGACAUGAAGGCACGACUGAACACAUUAAUGGGACAAGCCCAGCAAGAACUCAACUCCUUUGGGGACGCCGCCGUUUUUGGCGACAAAAAUCAACAAGGAUCUCUGAUUCUACGGCUUAUGACUCAAUUUGCACGAGACUUCGUUUCUUCCAUUGAGGGCACGAAAGUCGACAUCUCGACGAAGGAGCUUUCUGGGGGUGCCCGGAUAUACUACAUCUUCAACGACAUCUUUGGUCACGCCCUCGCCUCCAUUGAUGCCACCCACAAUCUGGAUAACCAAGAUAUCAGAACCGCCAUCCGUAACUCAACAGGACCCAGACCUAGCUUAUUUGUCCCCGAAGUGGCGUUUGAUUUGCUGGUAAAACCGCAGAUCAAGCUGCUGGAAGCUCCGAGUCUAAGAUGUGUUGAGCUGGUUUAUGAGGAGCUCGUGAAGAUUUGCCAUAAUUGCACGAGUGAUGAACUUCAACGAUUCCCUCGCCUACACGCUCAGCUGAUUGAAGUGGUUUCUGAGCUUCUUCGGGAACGACUCGGUCCAACAUCCGAAUAUGCGCAGAGCUUGAUUGAGAUUCAAGCUGCAUACAUCAACACCAAUCACCCGGCAUUCAUCUCUGGUUCCGCUCUUGCUGCACAAACGACUCCACCCCCUAGACCACAACUUCCGCAACGACCGUCAUCUACAGAGCCCAUCAAUGGUUACGGACCUUCACCAGAGGACGAAGAUGAGGGCCUAUCAGACGACCUCAAUGGCGCGAUCAGCACUAAUGGUAUUCGCGACGGGCGUUCUGUCUCUUCAACCCUUCAUGAUCGCUCACGGACCAAUACCUCAGCUAACGCCACAGCCGCCGCCGCUAUGGGCAUGGGCACCAGUCACCACAGCGGCGUAAGCGGGUCGCCGUCCACCAAUACUGCUCGUGAAACGUUCUUGAACUACUUCUUUGGUCAAAACGGCCCUGGGCCGAUUGCUGGUUCUAGUGUUGACAGGGCGCCUACACAUGGUCACGGACAUGGACACUCGCGUCUGGAGCCAGCGGCCCAUUUCCAACCCAUUGGCAGGGACGUAUCUGGCGCUGAUACUUCCAUGACUGGACUCAUGGCGGGCAAGCGUGGUAUUGAUGGGAACAAUGCAGCGUACGAUAUGAAGAGUCUAGGCAAGCACAUUGAGGCUGUUUCCGGAGAUGGAUCGCAGUUGACCAUGCGAGAGGAAAUGGAGACUUCUCUUAUCCGGUCGCUUAUCGUCUCCUACUUUGCCAUCGUACGGCAGAGCAUCCAAGAUCUCAUUCCAAAAGCCAUCAUGCACUUCCUCGUCAACCAUACAUCGCAGCAGGUACAGAAUCGGUUGGUAUCGGCGCUAUACAAACCGGACCUUUUCGCCGAUAUGCUAAAUGAAGACGAAGCCCUUGUUGCGGAACGGACUAGGGUCAAAGCACUUCUGGAUGCAUACAAAGAAGCUUUCAAGACCCUGUCGGAUGUCAGCUUGAAGUCAUCAUGA
Molecule: messenger RNA, 2397 nt
Organism: Laccaria bicolor S238N-H82
Lineage: Eukaryota; Fungi; Basidiomycota; Agaricomycetes; Agaricales; Hydnangiaceae
Exons: 13
Coding region: 1-2397 (798 amino acids)
Biological process (GO): peroxisome fission; mitochondrial fission
Cellular component (GO): microtubule; membrane; peroxisome
Molecular function (GO): GTP binding; microtubule binding; GTPase activity
Source: RefSeq, a predicted model, not a curated record